This is a messenger RNA of Drechmeria coniospora, 1389 nucleotides long. RefSeq lists its product as uncharacterized. Gene Ontology annotation, biological process: phospholipid biosynthetic process. Gene Ontology annotation, molecular function: phosphotransferase activity, for other substituted phosphate groups. NCBI's taxonomy places the organism in Eukaryota, Fungi, Ascomycota, Sordariomycetes, Hypocreales, Ophiocordycipitaceae. The record is from RefSeq and is a predicted model, not a curated record. The coding region runs from base 1 to 1389 and encodes 462 amino acids. Gene Ontology annotation, cellular component: membrane. The transcript is spliced from 4 exons.
AUGUCUGGCGGCGAGACGCUGCCGCUUUACGAACGCGAAGACAUCAGUACCAUGGCACCCAACAGAAAAACAGCCAUCGCAGAGUGCAUCUCUGACGAGGCACUCAUACACCUCAAGUCGUACAAGUACUCGAGCGUCGACAAGUCCCCCAUAUCAAAGUACAUACUUGGUCCCUGGCUUCCCCCGAGCCUUCUCCCCGAAACCGAGCGCCGUCCUCUCGUCAAGGUGGAACACGACACUGACGAGGUCCGGCUGCAGUGGAACGCCUUUGUCGAGAUUCUGCCGUUAUGGAUCGCUCCCAACAUGGUCACACUUCUCGGCUUCUUCUUCAUCUUGGGCAACGUCCUCCUGCUCGUCAUCUACAUGCCGGAUCUGGUCGGCCCGGGGCCGUCAUGGCUGUACUUUAGCUUCGCCUUCGGUCUUUUCAUGUACCAAACCAUGGACAACGUCGACGGCAAGCAGGCCCGGAGGACCGGCACCUCGAGCGGAUUGGGCGAGCUGUUCGACCACGGCAUCGACUCUCUCAACUGCACGCUCGCCAGCUUGCUCGAGACGGCGGCCAUGGGGCUCGGCACGUCGCACGCCGGCAUCUUCACCGCCCUCUGCCCCUGCCUGCCCAUGUUCUUCUCCACCUGGGAGACGUAUCACACCCACACCCUCUAUCUCGGUGUGUUCAACGGGCCCACCGAAGGUCUGCUGAUUGCCUGCGCCAUCAUGAUCGUCUCCGGCAUCUGGGGACCCGGAGUCUGGACGCAGCCGCUUGCCAACCUGUUCGGUCCCCUGCUCCCCGGUCUCGGUGAGCGGCUGGGCGAAACGACCAUCAGGGACAUUUGGAUCGGCAUCAUCGUCUUCUCGCUCCUCGUCGGCCACGUGCCCUUUUGCGUCCUGAACGUUGCCAAGGCCCGCCGCCGACAGAAUCUCCCGAUCGCGCCCGUCUUCUUCGAAUGGAUUCCCAUGGCCGUCUUUACCGUCUCGAUUGGUGCCUGGGUCUUCUCGCCCCACAGCACCCUGAUGCACGACAACCACCUCGUCCUCUUCUGCAUGACAAUGUCCUUUGUCUUUGGCCGCUUGACGACCAAGAUGAUCCUUGCCCAUCUGACACGUCAGCCCUUUCCGUACUGGACCGUCAUGCUGACGCCCCUCGUCGGCGGCGCCGUCCUGGGAAACCUGCCCAUCUUUGGCCUCCCCAAGAUCAGCGCCACGACGGAGCUGUACUAUCUCUGGGCCUAUUUAUUCUUCGCGCUGGUGGUGUACUUCCGCUGGGCGUACCUCGUCAUCACCAGCAUUUGCAAUUUUCUCGGCAUCAAUGCCCUCACGAUCCCGAAGGAGAAGCAAGCGGCCAACAAGCAAGCUCGAGCGGCCACCAAGCUGCAGGAAAAGAGUACAUGA